GUUAGAAUUGAUUGCCUCUAAGUAUAUAUAAUAUAGAUUGCCUAUUCAAAUGAGUUCAUCCAACCAGUAUCUUAACCUUUCUUUGACUGUGUACAUAAAUUAUCAUUAUUAUUAAGUAAAUACGAAAAAGGCUAUAAAAAUUCCUUUCACAUACACUUUCUGUCCGAUAAGCAACGCAUACUGCCCAAAGAGAUCUAACUCAGGAAUAUUGGAGAAUUAUUCGCAGGGACAAUAAGAAUUAUCUUCAAAAAUAUGGCUAUGAUAUAUAUAUAUGUACAUAAAUGAAUCGGCGUGAAUAUCUCAACAGUAUUAAUAAGAAAUUAUGACAAUAGAAUUAUGCACAAUAUCAUCGUUAUCUUCAACAGAGAAUCCGCAUCCUCAUCUUAACUCGACUGAAAUAUUAAACUGUGAUAUUGAAUACAACUCACUGACUACAACUGAGACGACUGUUACUGCUACUGCUACUACUAAUACUAGCAUCAGUAGAAGUGAUAGUAGUAUGGAUGACUAUCUUCUUGAUGCUGUUACAGUUGAUGAAAAUGACGACAACUGUUCUUUUUCAUCGGAUCUACAACUUAAACCAGACGAAAUUACUUACAGUAUGCAUAAGAAUAAACUUGUAAAUACAACAGUGACGAGUAAAACAACAAUUACAACCACAGGAGCAAUGCCUAUUGAGCAUUUAACAACAGUGAACACUUCAACACCAAUAGCAACGACAGCAACGCCAACACCAGCAUCGACAACAGCAACAACAACAGCCAUAAUGGAACAAUCCUCAAUAUAUUUAACAGAUUCAAUGUUCAAUAUGAGGAAUAAAAUAUACAGCACUAAUAUGAUAUCUGAGAGUAUAAACAACUGUAAUCCAGCUUAUGAUAUUUUACUAAAAUCAGAUCAUCAUUUGAAAUUGGAGGGAAUCGAUGCAACAAUUAAUCCGUGUUUGUUUAUAUCUUCAAGUGCAACGCCAACACCAAUGACAUCCUGCUCAGUGUCCCCAUCAUCAUCAUCAUCAAUGGUAGUAUCGGCGACAUCAGUACCAACUUCUUUAUCUGCAUAUACAGAGAGAUCAAAUUUAAGCGAUAGUGAAUCAUUUCAACAACCUCACUCUCAGCAACACUCCUCUUAUCAACGUCAACAUCAUCAGCCAAUGGAGACGAGUAAUCUGAACUCACAGCAUUCAUCCAAACGUGGAAGUAAAACAAGUUUGAAUAGUAUGGAUAUGGGCAGUGGUAGUAAUAAUAGUAGUAAUAAUAAUAACGCUAGUGCUGCGACUACUACUACUAACAAUAAUAAUAGUAGUAGUAGCAAUAGUAAUACGAAUCAUAAAAUACGUAGCUCUAAUAAUCAUAACAACAAUAAUAGUAACAGUGAAGAACGUAAACUUUUUGUCGGUAUGUUAAGCAAACAACAAAAUGAAGAGGAUGUAAGACAACUGUUUGAACCAUUUGGUACAAUUGAAGAAUGUACAAUACUCAGAGAUCAAAGUGGGAACAGUAAAGGUUGUGCAUUUGUAAAAUUCUCUACACAACAAGAAGCCCAAUCAGCUAUUCUUACUUUGCAUGGAAGUCAAACAAUGCCGGGUGCUUCAUCAAGUAUAGUUGUGAAAUUUGCUGAUAGUGAAAAAGAACGUCAUACAAGAAAAAUUCAACAGCUAAUUGGUCCAAUGGGUUUAUUUAAUCCAACUAUAGCAUUAUCACAAAUCAGUGGAAAUAUGUACUCUCAAAUGUUAGAGAAUAUGGCACAGACAACAGGUUAUAUCAAUCCAGUGGCAGCGUUAGCCUUACAACUCCAACAUGCUAGUCAGUUAGCUACUGUCAAUCUACCCAAUAAUAUAUCAAAUCUAGCAAUGAUAUCCGCAUUAACUAAUGGUUCCACCACAAGUGGACAUCUUGCCUGUACACCAUUAUUGCAUAAUUCACGUUCAGGAACUGUCAGUUUAAAUCCAAAUUGUGUUAACAACAAUCCAAUGGCUACAGCUGCCGCUGUCCUCGGAAUAUCUGGUAACGCAAAUCCCCAGUUAACUCAAAUGUCAUCACAACUUGCUGCCAUGUCAAAUGUCAAUAGUACAUGUGUCUCUGGUGAUAAUGGAAAUAAUAAUUCUACGAGUAGUGGCAAUUCUGCUGCAGCAUUGGCUGCAGCUGUUGUUGCAAUGGCCAAUGGAAAUGUUACAGGAAAUGUUAAUUCGAAUGGCAAUGGGAACAAUUUAAGUGGACAGACAUUAGGCCUGGGAUCACCUGGAGCUACAGGGCCUACAUUAGCCUUGCAUACAGUUCCUGGGACGCAUACACCAUCAGCUACACUCAGUAGUCUUUGUAAUGUAUCUCUUCCAUUGAAUCAAGCUAUUUCAAAUACCUCAUUCGGGCUAAAUACACUAACAUCUCCAUUGGCUGGACUUCCUACAGAUGCUCUUUCACAUCUAUAUCCCAGUGUUCCAACCUAUGGAUUACCUUAUCCAUCACCUGUCACAUCGGCUUUAAAUCCAUUCGCAUCAAUGGCACAUCAAGCGCUUACAAUGCCUAUACAACAAAAGGAAGGCACUAAAGAUUUAAUUUUAACAGGGCCAGAGGGUUGCAAUCUUUUCAUAUACCAUCUGCCGCAGGAAUUUGGCGACCCAGAAUUGGCUCAGAUGUUUAUGCCGUUUGGAACGGUAAUCAGUGCUAAAGUUUAUGUUGACAGAGCUACAAAUCAAAGUAAAUGUUUUGGUUUUGUUAGCUUUGAUAAUCCAACCAGUGCACAGGCUGCUAUACAAGCAAUGAAUGGCUUUCAAAUUGGUAUGAAACGUUUGAAAGUUCAGUUGAAACGUCCUAAAAAUGAUUCAACUAAACCGUAUUAA
Molecule: messenger RNA, 2833 nt
Organism: Trichobilharzia szidati
Lineage: Eukaryota; Metazoa; Platyhelminthes; Trematoda; Strigeidida; Schistosomatidae
Source: the annotation of a GenBank genome assembly